AUGGCUUCUGACGGCUCCUCUGGGUGUUGCUCCUCUGAGCCCUGUGCAGAGGCGUCGGGCUGUGCAGCUGCCUCACCCUGUCUCACCAACACAACUUGUCUCCCCAGCACCUGUGCCACAUCCAGAUGUCAGACCCCGAGCUUCCUCUGCAGGGCUCACGUCCCAGCCGGUCGCCUCUCACCUUGCUACUUCGCUAGUAACAGUCCAUGCCUGGUGGGGAGCUGUGCAUGGUGUGAGGAAGGGGCAUUCAAUAGCAAUGAGAAGGAGACGAUGCAGUUCCUGAAUGACAGACUGGCCAGCUACCUGGAAAGGGUGAGAAGCCUGGAGGAGAACAAUGCCGAGCUGGAAUGCAGGAUCCGAGAGCAAUGCGAGCCGGAUGCCCCACUGGUGUGCCCAGAUUAUCAGCGUUUCUUCGACACCAUUGAAGAACUCCAGCAAAAGAUACUGUGCACAAAGGCAGAGAACUCUAGACUUGCCGUACAGGUGGACAACUGCAAACUGGCUGCCGAUGACUUCAGGUCUAAGUAUGAGAGUGAACUGUCUCUUCGGCAACUGGUGGAGAAUGACAUCAGUGGCCUUCGUGGGAUCCUGGGUGAACUGACCCUGUGCAAGUCAGAUCUGGAAGCCCAUGUGGAGUCCCUGAAAGGUGAUCUCCUUUGCCUUAAGAAAAGCCAUGAAGAGGAGGUCAACUUGCUUCGUGGGCAGCUUGGAGAUCGGCUCAGUGUGGAGCUGGACACUGCCCCCACUGUGGACCUCAACAAGGUCCUGGAUGAGAUGCGAUGUCAAUAUGAGAGGGUGCUGGCCAACAACCGUAGGGAUGCGGAGGAGUGGUUCACCGCACAGACAGAAGAGCUAAACCAGCAGCAGAUGUCCAGUGCCGAGCAGCUGCAGGGCUGCCAGACCGAGAUGCUGGAGCUGAAGCGUACAGCCAACACUCUGGAAAUUGAGCUCCAGGCACAGCAAACCCUGACAGAAUCUCUGGAAUGUACUGUGGCGGAAACUGAGGCCCAGUACAGCACGCAGCUGGCCCAGAUGCAGUGCCUCAUUGACAGCGUGGAGCACCAACUGGCUGAGAUCCGCUGUGACCUGGAGCGUCAGAACCAGGAGUACCAGGUGCUGCUGGACAUCCGGGCCCGGCUGGAGUGUGAGAUCAACACGUACAGGGGCCUGCUGGAGAGCGAGGACAGCAGACUCCCCUGCAAUCCAUGUUCUACAGCACCCACGUCAAACAGCACGUGUGAGCCGUGUUCAGCCUAUGUGAUUUGCACAGUUGAAAACUGUUGUGCUUGAGUAUUAACUCUCCAGCAAGAUGGAUGGAGAUUGGUGUCGGUGCUCAAGAAGGAAGACCAACCGCAACCAGGCCACACUCAUUCUGGAAACAGAUCCACUGGGAGUCAGAACCUCAACUGGGCACACCCAGUACAGAAACAAGGAUCCACCCAGCUCACAGAGCCUGAAAAUCUGCACUAAGCGUCCUGAGUCUGUUGAUUUUGUCUUCUGCCUUAAGCAGGCUUGUGGUAUUCUAUAAACCCAUAAAGCAUUCUUGUUAAUCUCCAAAUAAAACUUGUCUCAUUUCCUUAGAAUGGUAAA
Molecule: messenger RNA, 1590 nt
Organism: Phodopus roborovskii (desert hamster)
Lineage: Eukaryota; Metazoa; Chordata; Mammalia; Rodentia; Cricetidae
Gene: Krt40
Product: keratin 40
Exons: 7
Coding region: 1-1290 (429 amino acids)
Molecular function (GO): structural molecule activity
Source: RefSeq, a predicted model, not a curated record